Molecule: messenger RNA, 2140 nt
Organism: Camponotus floridanus (Florida carpenter ant)
Lineage: Eukaryota; Metazoa; Arthropoda; Insecta; Hymenoptera; Formicidae
Product: sterol O-acyltransferase 1
Exons: 9
Coding region: 338-1966 (542 amino acids)
Biological process (GO): cholesterol metabolic process
Cellular component (GO): endoplasmic reticulum membrane
Source: RefSeq, a predicted model, not a curated record
AGUCCUCACGCACGGAGCAAAGAGUGCGCAGUGUACGCGCUACUGCGUGAAACGCAAGUUAACGAGGAACUGUGAUCGUAAUUGAAAAUGAAGUAAUCCAAUGCGUGCACGUUGUUGACAACACGAUCGCGAAUCUUCAAAUUUGUGCCUUAAAAUUUAAAAUCGAUUAAUAAAAAGUUGCACGUGAGAAUAAAGUCGUUUCGAAAAAAAUUCACUUAGUUUUUCUCUCGAUUAGAUAGGAGGUCGUUGAUCUUCUAAGCAAGAUCAUAAAUCGUCCGAAGAAAGAUCCUCGUUCGUAUCUUAACAUCUUCAUAAGAGAAAAUCGAAGAAUCUCUCGAUGAUUAUGGGGUCCAUUUCGGAAGACGCUAACGACGUUAGAAAAACUUCCUCUGAAGAAAUUAAUACUGAUGUCGCGAAUGGUUUUCGCAAAAAAGUAGUUAACGGAAACGCGGACAUAUUACGUGAGACGACCACCGAUGGAUUGCGAAAAAGUAUGCAGGAAAUAAGGAAGGACGUUUUGGAACAAGUUAACGAUCGUAUUAACGAUAAUAUGAUAUCUAAGGCUUUGCAAGGAUUAGAAACAUCUCGAAUGAAGAAAUCAUUAUUUGACACGGACAAAUAUCGCGACAAAAGACAAUCCGACAAAGAAGGUGCGCUUCCGGACAAGGAAUUUCUCGCGAGGAACUCGCUGCUCACCGAUCUUUUCGAGAUCACGCACAUUCGCACGGUUUACAAUCUGUUCAUAGUGAUUUUCUUACUGCUCUUCCUCAAUACCAUCGCGUACGAUAUCAUGGAAUCGGGAACGCUGACGUGUGGGAUCGUAAUAAUAUCGAAAGCUUUUGCAAAAUUUCCGGCAUCUCUCUACAUUUGGUCGCUCAUGCAGAUCUCGACACUCGCAGUCUACGUGCCUUUCAACCUCUGGUCCCAUCAACGACUUCAGUUUUCACCAAAAUCACUUUAUCGGAAACUAUGGGAUUAUGGGUGGCUGACAAUUUUUAUAUCAUAUCAAGUUCUCUUUUUAAUUCUUCCUCCAAGAGUAACGUUGAAUGAAGAUUUAGGAAUAGCUUGUAGACUAGCCAUAUUCUUGGAACAAACGCGCAUGAUGAUGAAGAGUCAUGCUUUCGUUAGGAGCGUGGCGCCCAGGUUCAUAUCGUACAAACCUCACAGCGAUGUUUCGAAACCGAACGGACCUGGAUUCUCGCAAUACUUGUACUUCCUGUUUGCACCGACUCUCGUAUAUCGCGAUGAAUACCCAAGAACGGAUGCGAUCAGAUGGAUAGUGGUGGUUAAAAAUUUCAUGGAGGUCGUCCUGGUGAUCUUCUAUUUCGCUUUCAUUAUGGAGCGCCUUGUUUUGCCGGUCUUCCACAUCUUUGGAACGCAAUAUCUGGAACCAAAAUGGAUCGUCAAGAGUAUUAUCGAAGCGAGCGUUCCCGGGAUCCUCUUGUGCAUCUCCGCAAACUAUCUUCUGCUGCACUCGUGGAUGAACGCCUGGGCGGAAAUGCUACAAUUCGCCGACCGGUUGUUUUAUAAGGAUUGGUGGAAUUCCACAUCUUACCGUACGUAUUAUCGCACGUGGAACGUGGUGGUGCACGACUGGCUGUACACGUACAUCUACAAGGACAUAUACGAGAUCCUUAUGCCGCGCAAUAAAACAUUGGCAACCCUCAUCGUGUUCCUUGUGUCCGCCAUCUUUCACGAGUACACCAUCGCGCUCGGAUUCGGUUUCUUCUACCCGAUGAUGUUCUUCAUGUUUGCUGGCGUAGGCUUGUCUCUGUUCUUCGUCGGCAGAAUCGUCGCCAGCAAUGUCGUCGUAUGGUUGUCGUUUUGCAUCGGCAACGGUAUCAUGCUCAGUACGUACGCGAUGGAGUACUACGCUCGGCUCAAUUGUCCACCUUACUCCAAUUACUAUCUGGAUCUAUUCGCACCGCGAAGCUGGACCUGCCAGGCGCAAUUUAUCCAUCAUUAAAGAGAAUAUUAAUCGCGAAGAGACUUCUUGAAAGGAGACGUCUUGAAUUGUAAAAUUCCUUGGUAUAAAAAUGCAAUAAUAUCAAAUAAUAGAAUCAAUAAGAAUCAAAAUUAAUAAAAUUUCAUAAAAGGCUUAAAGGACCAGCGCAAUGGUGAAAAGAUGCGAAAAUAAAAA